CGAGUGAUUAUCUGAUGUUUUGAUUGGAGGAGAUUUCUGUUCUCAAUUAAAACACGAUUUGUUUGCGGAUCUUUUGUAAGGGUUAAAAAGGUCUUGAAUGAUGAUGGCGACGAAGGAGGCUGAAACAUGGAUAUUUUGGGACAUAAGUUCUUGUCCGGUUUCCUCCUCAGAUGUUGCUAGUCGAGUUGGCCCGUGUAUGAAACGAGCGUUGAAGAAUUUAGGCUACUCCGGUGGUAUCACCAUCACUGCAAUUGGCAUACUAACAGAGAUCGAUACCGACGUCCUUCGAGCUGUCUAUUCCUCUGGAGUCGCUCUUACUCACGUCAGUUCCGAACGCUUAGGGAUUACUCUUGAACUGAUGUGGUGGAUAAAAGAACAUCCAAUUCCUGCUAAUUUCAUGCUCAUAUCCGGUGAUGAGAUCUUCCGUCGGAAUCAUAGGUUCUUCGAAGAGGCAGGACACACUGUUAUUCAGAAAUUUCCAUUUGAUCAACAAGACGUAGACUCCACUCCUGUACCGUCCCCCGUCUGGGAAAACUAUCUGGAAAGCUUAAGGCCAGAUGCAAUUGAGUCAGGGGUACUUGAGAAGGAGCCGGGUUUGGUUUGCGGACAAUGUUGUCUUCCUGACCAACAAGGCUUUGAAAAUUUCAUCAAGCAUCUCAAAACUCAUGUUUAUGUUUCCCCUGAAUCAUCUCCUCGGAUGAUGAAAAGGAAGCAACCAGAGGCAAGUUUUAAUAUCUUAAGAAUUUGAGCGUUCUAAUUCUCAUAAAUAAACAUUUUUGUAUCUCUUUGGGGAGACUCCUAAUGUGAAAUAGAAUGCAUUAUUUUGA
Messenger RNA from Arabidopsis arenosa, 827 nucleotides. NCBI's taxonomy places the organism in Eukaryota, Viridiplantae, Streptophyta, Magnoliopsida, Brassicales, Brassicaceae. The record is from the annotation of a GenBank genome assembly.